CUUUGUUCAUUACCCAUCCAUCACGCGAAACAAAGUUCCCAUCGCGCACCUAAGAAACGCCUACCUUUGCCAUUCUUGUUCCCGCGACCUUCAACACCCUCAUCUCGAGAGACGCCAGCACCAGCAGUGGCUGGCCAUGGCAGAGCUGGGCGGCAUGCUUGCCGCUGCCAUCAUCAAGGUGGUGGCCGAGCAGAUUGGCUCUGCGAUCGGAAGUCAGAUCGUACUGCAGAAGAACUUCAAUGAGGACCUCAAGAAGAUGAAGAUGGCACUGGAGAGCGUUGAUGCCGUGCUCGAGGACGCUGAGAGGCGGUCAAUAACGGAUAAGGUGACGCGUCUGUGGCUGAAGCGGCUUAAGAACUUCAUGUAUGAGAUCUCCGACAUGAUAGAUGAGUUUGAAGCAGACACACAAGCCAUCGCCCGGCCGUCACCGCAGAAAUUUUCCUUCAAAAAAUAUUUGGCAAUAAUUAUGAUCCCUUGUCUCACAAUUGGUCCCAAGAUUACAAUGGCCAAUAAGAUGAAUAAGAUGAGGAAGGGUCUGGAGGUGAUAACAGGUCAGCACAAGGAAUUCAAAUUAACUGAAUGCACUAAUGCCAAUGAGCAAACAGUUACUGAUGUACAGGAAACAUCGUCAAAAUUGGAGAGACACAUCGUUGGGAGGACCAAGGAGAAAGAUAAAAUAUUGGCUUAUUUAUCUGAAAGCAUGAUAAACGAGAUCACUGUCCUUCCAAUAUAUGGCAUUGGAGGCCUUGGCAAGACAACCUUGGCAAAAAUGGUUUACAAUAGUCCCCAAUUCAAAGAAUACUCUCAAGUUUGGGUUUAUGUGUCCCAGACAUUUGAUUUGAAGAAAAUUGGUAACUCUAUAAUAUCACAGCUAUCAGAGAAAAAUAGGGAGAUUGCGUACACUGAAAAGCAGAUGAUAGACAAUUACCUUCAAAAGCUCCUUGCCAAUAAGAAUAUUCUGAUUGUUUUAGAUGACUUGUGGGAAAACAAUAAAUCUCAUUUGGAAGAGUUGUUGGGUAUGUUAAAGGUUGGGGAGAGCGGAAAGGUGGUUGUUGUAGUAACCACACGCUAUGAAGACAUUGCAAAGAAAAUUUGUACUAUUCAACCUCACAAAUUAGCACCACUAAAAGAUGACGAGUGCUGGACUAUCAUAAAGCAAAAGAGUGACUUUGAAUCGAGAUAUGACCAACAAGAGUUGCGGCACAUAGGGAAGGACAUUGCAAGUAAGUGUCGAGGUGUGGCUUUAGCGGCCCAAUCACUUGGACACAUGCUGCAUUCUCUCCCGUUUGACGAAUGGGAGUCGGUGAGAAACAGUGAUUUCUGGAAUUUAUCUGAUUCAGAAGAUACAAGUUUGACACAUGUGCUUCCAUCAUUGAAGUUAAGCUACAGUGUUAUGCCAUCGUAUUUGAAGAUAUGUUUUGCCUACUGUGCGAUUUUUCCAAAAGGUUACAAGAUAGUUAAAGAUGAUCUGAUUCAUCAGUGGAUUUCAAUGGGAUUCAUCAAGGCAGAGAGCAAGUCAUCCACUUGGCAGCUUGGAGAGAAAUGCAUUAGGCAGCUUCUUGGGCUCUCCUUCCUUGAACAUUCAAAGUCAGCACUGACUAUAGGAGUGAAUUUCGAAAAUGAUACAUUGUUCACUAUGCAUGAUUUGGUGCACGAUCUAGCAAGAUUGGUCAUGGCCGACGAAAUACUUGUCUCUAGCAAACAAGGCAACACUAGGGGAAGCUGCUGCCACUUCGCAUUGCUCAAUGAUUGUCGCAAGCCAUUGGAGUCAUCCAAGAUAAGAGCACUCCGUUUUCUAGGUUGUGAAGAAUAUAAACUCCAUGAUGCCGCAUUUUCCUCCGCUAUAUCCUUGCGUGUCUUGGACUUAAGUGAGUGCACUAUACAUAAUUUGGCAUACUGUAUUGGUGAACUGAAGCAACUGAGAUAUCUUAAUGCUCCAAGAAUCCAAGAUGCAAAGAUUCCGGACAGUAUCACCAAGCUCUCAAAAUUAAUUUACCUAAACCUUCAUGGAUCUCCUACAAUGUUAGCACUACCAGAGUCAAUUGGAGAAAUUGAGGGUCUACUGUAUCUUGAUUUGUCAGGUUGUUCUGGAAUUGCAAAACUGCCAGAAUCAUUCAGAAGGCUACAAGAAUUGGUGCAUCUGGAUAUGUCAAAUUGCUCCUCUGUUGGAGGUAUAUCGGUGUUCUUGGAGAGCCUCACACAACUAGAGUAUUUGAACUUAUCAUGCUGCCAAAAUAUUGGAGACAUACCGAAAGCUCUGGGAGGCCUAUACAAACUGCAGUAUUUGAACUUAUCAAACAGCUCCUAUCUUCAAUGUUGUCAAGAAGCAGAAUUUUUGGGUGCCCUCACCAAGCUCGUGUAUUUGAACUUAUCUUCGUGGUAUUGUGAACUUCAAAAGCUCCCUGAAGCUUUGGGCAGAUUCACUCAACUCAAGUACUUAAACUUAUCAGGUUGGCGAGAUUUGACGAAAUUGCCAAGAUUAUUUGGGAGUCUAAAACAUUUGGUGCAUCUUGAUUUAUCACAUUGUUCCAUGAUUGAUCGUCUACAUGAAGCUUUAGUUGGUCUUAUCAAUCUUAAAUACUUGAAUUUAGAAUAUACACGCCUCAAUUUGCUGCCAGAUGAUCUGACCAAACUCCGGUAUUUAAAUCUAUCCAAUCUAAGAAACAUGCAGGAAGAUGCCUUUGACAGUCUCAUCAACCAUAUAUGCAGUAAUCUUUCCGAUCUAGAGUAUUUGGACUUGUCUGCUAAUUAUGAUAUUAAAAGAAUACCUGAAAGUAUUUGUAGCCUCACAAAGUUGCAUACAUUGGACCUCUCGAGAUGCAAUUUGAAGAAGGUACCAGAAAGUAUACAUACAAUUGGUAGUUUCAAGUUUCUUUAUUUAAAGGGAUGUGACCGUUUUUUCAGAAAGCCUCAACUUGGUGGCAGUACAGUAUCAUUACCAAAAUUUAUUGUGCGUGCUGGUGAUGAUGAAUCCGGCAGCAAUCUUGUGCUGCUACAACCCACAUAUCCUGUUGAGCUGCAGAUAAUUAAACUUGAAAACGUGAAGUCUACAGGAGAGGCACAUAAUGUAAGAUUAAUUGAAAAGAAAAGCCUUCAAGACUUGAAUCUGGAGUGGACUCGAGGUGUUAAGAGAUUUGUGGAUGACAAAAUGUUGCUAGAAAAACUAGUUCCACCAAGCACAUUAAGGAAAUUGGAGAUAUGUGCUUAUAAUGGUAUCAGCUUUCCAUCCUGGCUAGCGGGCCAACUACCAAACCUCCAGUUUCUAGUUCUCAGAGAUAUGGCAAACCUUGAAGAGUGGAACACGUCAUACUCCACUAGUGAGGAGCACGUGUUUCAAAAAGUGGAAAUACAUGGUUGUCCCAUGUUAAGGAUGAAACCGCAUCUGCCUAAAUCAAAAUCCUGGGUGAUAGAACACAGUGAUAAUGUGUUGACAUCAUGGGAUGAAUGCACUGUGUCACACACUAGUGCUUCUUCCUCUUCUUCUCCUGUAACUACUUGGUUGUCGGUUCAAUACUGCAAGGUGCCACUGCAUCAGUGGAGGUUGCUUCGACACUUCCUUGGACUACCUUCUUUGUCAAUUCACAACUGCGGUGAUCUAACCGGCUCACCAGAAAUUACCCAACGUCUAUCCUCUGUGGAGACACUAUGCCUAGGAGACAAACACAUGGAAGAACUACCGAAAUGGUUGGGUGAGCUCAAAUCUCUAGAGAAUCUAGAUAUAAUAAGUGGCGAUGGAGUAGCGGAGUUGAAUGAGAACAUGAGGCAACUCACAAAGCUACAAGCACUAGAACUGAACUUGUGCAACAACAUAACACUGCCGCCUUGGUUAGGCGAAUUAACAUCUCUCAAGGAACUUAACAUAGCUCACAAUGGAGUCUUGAGGUCUUUGCCGGCAAGCAUACAACAACUCACCAGGCUCCAGGAAAUACAAAUUAUUAACUGCCCUGCACUAGAGCACGUGGCUGUUGAAUCAGAGGUCGGAAAGAUGAAGCUCAGUCACAACCAAGAAAGGGUAUGUGUCCUGCCCACCUCUCUCAAGCGACUUAGUAUCAGUUAUUGUAAUGGUAUCAAGUCUUUGCCUCAGGGCAUACAUCAACUCACAAACCUCCAAGAACUAGACAUUUCUAACUGCCAUGGACUAGAGCAGUGGUGUGAAUUAGAGGAGAACAAGAUGAAGCUGGCUCACAUAGAAAAGAAGGAAUUUUACUGGGGUUAGUGACCUAGACGGCGUACAUACAGCCACCAAGUUGCAAAGCAAGACCUGUCAGAUUUUGUCCAGAGUAAAGAAAGAAAGAGUUAUGGGAAGCAGUGACAGGUUUGCAAGAUUCAACCGUAUUGAUCAAGCCUCUUGGACCUUCCACAUGAUUGCACAAACGUACGGUUUGGUGUUUCAUGAUCUUAAACAUGUCAUGGACACUCGAUUUGAUCUUAAAUGUAGGGUUUAACACUAUUUCACAAUCACCUUAUCUGCAGCAUGGAACUGGGGUCUUGAGCCCCCAAAUUGAUUUCCAUGGGGGGCCAGGCUGCACGUCAUCAUCCUGUACAAUUGUCCUCGACUGGUGUUACUUGUAAUCCGGGAGAGGAACCGUAUUUUGCAAGGUUACUUGGUGCUAACCAUACCAUGGUCACAUGACAGUAGUACAAUAACAGUGGUCAUCGUCUUACCCGAUUGGUCGGCCAGCAGCUCCGCCUACCAAGCGUCUCCGACGAGGCGCGCGUGGCGUGACCUCAAUCACCCGCAUCCUCUCAUACCGGGGAUGCAUGGAGGAGAUAGAAUUACGGCAGGCCCCCCGCUUGGAGGAAGUGGGCAGCGGAGGAGUAUUCCGGCCGGCCGGCGAGCUGGGCGCCGUGUUCUCUGGGAUUUGGGGAUCGAGCAGUGAAGAGGACGA
This is a messenger RNA of Triticum aestivum (bread wheat), 4889 nucleotides long. RefSeq names its product putative disease resistance protein RGA1. The record is from RefSeq and is a predicted model, not a curated record. The transcript has 4 exons. Lineage: Eukaryota; Viridiplantae; Streptophyta; Magnoliopsida; Poales; Poaceae. Bases 137 to 4216 code for a protein of 1359 amino acids. Gene Ontology annotation, molecular function: ADP binding.